Messenger RNA from Mauremys mutica (yellowpond turtle), 2473 nucleotides. It is a transcript of the gene MLF2, whose product is annotated as myeloid leukemia factor 2. NCBI's taxonomy places the organism in Eukaryota, Metazoa, Chordata, Testudines, Geoemydidae. The record is from RefSeq and is a predicted model, not a curated record. Gene Ontology annotation, cellular component: nucleus; cytoplasm. The transcript has 8 exons. Gene Ontology annotation, biological process: regulation of DNA-templated transcription. The coding region runs from base 278 to 1009 and encodes 243 amino acids.
GCGGCAGCGGGGAGGCGCUGCCGGGCCGGGCCGGGCCGACCUCACUUCCUGGCCAGGCCCUGGUGCGGGCUGGCAGCGGCCGGCGGCGGAGGGCAGCGCGCUCCCGGCUCCCCCUCUCCCAGCGCACCCUCCGCGAAGGCCGGGCGGGGAGCAGGCGGGCUCCGGGGCUAGAUGGGAGCGGAGGCUUGAGCGUGGCAGAGGAAGGCCCGCGGGAGCGAGCGGCGGACACCCCGCCGGGCAGGGGAGCGUGAGAGCCCUCCCUGGAUCUGAAGGAAGUAUGUUCCGGUUCAUGAGGGAUGGAGAACCAGAGGACCCCAUGUUUACAAUGGACCCUUUUGCUAUUCACCGUCAGCACAUGAACCGCAUGCUUUCUGGAGGCUUUGCAUACAGCCCCUUCCUCAGCAUAACUGAUGGGACCAUGCCUGGGGCACGUCAGGCCAGCCGCAGGAUGCAGGCAGGAGCCAUCUCACCCUUUGGAAUGUUGGGAAUGGCAGGUGGCUUCAUGGACAUGUUCGGGAUGAUGAACGAUAUGAUUGGAAACGUGGAGCACAUGACAAGUGGUGCCAACUGCCAAACAUUUUCUUCCUCAACUGUCAUCUCCUAUUCCAACUUGGGUGAUGGCCCCAAAGUCUAUCACGAGACCUCGGAGACGCGCUCUGCACCUGGCGGGAUCCGUGAAACAAGACGGACUGUGCGGGACUCAAACAGUGGCCUGGAGCAGAUGUCAAUCGGGCACCACAUCCGGGAGAGAGCCCACAUCAUGCAGCGCUCACGGAACCAUCGCACGGGUGACCAGGAGGAGAGGCAGGAGUACAUCAACCUGGAUGAGAGUGACGCAGCUGCAUUUGAUGAUGAGUGGAGGCGAGAGACAUCCCGGUUCCGGCCACAACGAGGACUGGGUUAUCGGCGUCACGAGGGCAGCAGUGGUCGUCGGUCUGAGGGGACACAUCUUGCUAUCCAGGGCCCUGAGGAUUCCCCAUCCAGACAGGCCCGCCGAUAUGACUGGUGAAUCCGGAGCAGACUUUGGGGGGGGUGCAGCAUGGUCACCCCCAAAUCCACCUACUCUCUCUUGUAAGUCUGACUGUCCUCUCCACUCCCCCCAUUGUGUGGCUGCCUCACUCCUUUUGAACCUCGCCUUCAGUACCCCCAACAUGGGGUACAGAGGGCCUCAAUGUGAGCCACUUGGGGGUGUCAGUUGGAGAAGGGGGACAUGCUCUAGGGUCCAGCAGGAAGCUUCCUCUUGGCAGCUCAUCUUUGCCAGCAUCCAAAGCAGGGUGGGUGGCUCCAGCCUGAGUCACUUCAGAUGCUGUGAGUGGGGUAACAUCCCAUCCUGGUUUGGGGCUGAUAAUGUGGGAGUAUCAGAACAUGAUUCCCCUCAUUUUUCUGUCUAUCUUGUGGACGCACUUUGGGGAGUGUGUGCCGCUUGCACCCUGGAUUGUGUGGGAGUUGCUGUCUUCCCUCACCAUCAGGCAAACACAGAUGUGGGUUUAAAUGUGUGAGGAAGUGGGGAAGUGGCAUCUGGGGAGCCAAGGAGAGAGUGUUCAAAAAUGUCACUAAAUUGAAGUUGAAGCCUAUCUGCAGGAACUUUCUAUUUACAGAUGAAACCAAACUCUCAUGAGAUCAGCUCAAGUCUAGAUUCAGUAGAGAAGUGCUGGGUUUUUCCUUCCUCCCAGCAUUCUGAAUUGAGUUUACUGGGACUUGAUUUAGUGCUAAGGAUUUAUUCAUUUAUCUGAUCAGUUUCUCUUGCUGAAUUUUAUAUUGCAGUGCUUGGUUUUACCUUCUGUACCACCCCUUUAUUUAUACCUCUGUAACUUGCAUUCUCUCUCUUUCUCUUCUCCCUCUCUCCACCUCCUCUCAGGUACAGACAGUGAAACUCUGAUGACAAAGCACUGCUUGGAAUCUUCUCAAAUUUAAUAUUAACCCCCACCCUCUAAGAAUUGAAUAAAGUGAUUAACCCUCCACACUGCUCUCCUUCUCACCCAGUGCGGGGGGCUACAGGGUGGUUUGGGGACCUCAUUUGUGUACGAAGGACACAUUUAUUAUCCUGCCUCAAUUUCCCCCUCCAACUCUUCCUCCUCUUUUUCCAGUCACACUUGGCUCAGUUCCCUUUGCUAGUAUUUGUGGACACAAGGGUCAUCACCCUGUCCUUCCUGUCCCUUCCAGCUCUCCUCCUGCGCCUGGUUGGGCUGGUUCUGGAGUGGUAUUUGGUCCCUUCUGAAAUGAUCAUGUAGAAGAAUUUCUUGCCCCAUUGUUAAUCCCCCUCACUGGGACAAAAGCCCCCACGUCCUUUCUUGCUUCCUGGUAUGGUGAGGUGGAAGGAUGUGUGUUUGGGAGGGGGAGAAGAACAAGAACUGAACCAGCCUGUAUCUCCCUGCCCAUGUAGCCCCAUUUGCAGUCAACUCUCCCCUUUUUUAAUUUGAUUUGUGAAACUUGUAUUUAGGUGUUUACUGAAUAAAGGAACAAGAACUGUAAA